UCACUGCCAGGCGCCCGGCGGCACGUCUGCUGGGCCUGCGGCGGGCUUUUCGGGGACAAAGAUGGCUAUGGCCAGCGAUUUCUACCUGCGCUACUAUGUAGGGCACAAGGGAAAGUUUGGACACGAGUUUCUGGAAUUUGAGUUUCGGCCGGACGGAAAACUUAGAUAUGCUAACAACAGCAAUUAUAAAAAUGAUGUCAUGAUCAGAAAAGAGGCUUAUGUACACAAGAGUGUAAUGGAGGAACUGAAGAGAAUUAUUGAUGACAGUGAGAUUACAAAAGAAGAUGAUGCUUUGUGGCCUCCCCCUGACAGGGUUGGCCGGCAGGAGCUUGAAAUUGUAAUUGGAGAUGAACACAUUUCUUUUACCACAUCAAAAAUAGGUUCUCUUAUUGAUGUUAAUCAGUCAAAGGAUCCUGAAGGUCUUCGAGUAUUUUACUAUUUGGUACAGGACCUGAAAUGUUUAGUUUUUAGUCUUAUUGGAUUACAUUUCAAGAUUAAACCAAUCUAAAUUGUGUGUUUUUUGAAACUUGUUUAUAUUUAAUUAAGGGAUGGGUGAGGGAGGGUUUGUCAUUUAUGAUGUUGGGGUUUUUAUGAAUGUGAAGCAAGCUUCUUUUGUAUGCAAAUUGAAAAUAAGAAAAUACAUAAACAGGCUUAAUGGUUAUCUUCACUUGGGUCCAAGGGGAUUGGAUAGUCCCCACACACAUUAAAUUCUCUAAAUAAAAGCCACCUUUAUUGAAGUUUUGCUCCAAUAAAAUAUAUCAAAGCCUG
Messenger RNA from Balaenoptera ricei (Rice's whale), 768 nucleotides. It is a transcript of the gene MAGOHB, whose product is annotated as mago homolog B, exon junction complex subunit. NCBI's taxonomy places the organism in Eukaryota, Metazoa, Chordata, Mammalia, Artiodactyla, Balaenopteridae. Gene Ontology annotation, biological process: RNA splicing. The record is from RefSeq and is a predicted model, not a curated record. The transcript is spliced from 5 exons. Gene Ontology annotation, cellular component: nucleus; catalytic step 2 spliceosome; exon-exon junction complex. The coding region runs from base 62 to 508 and encodes 148 amino acids.